This is a messenger RNA of Phycodurus eques (leafy seadragon), 2192 nucleotides long. It is a transcript of the gene cxxc1b, whose product is annotated as CXXC finger protein 1b. Lineage: Eukaryota; Metazoa; Chordata; Actinopteri; Syngnathiformes; Syngnathidae. Gene Ontology annotation, molecular function: DNA binding; zinc ion binding. The transcript has 14 exons. Gene Ontology annotation, biological process: positive regulation of DNA-templated transcription. Gene Ontology annotation, cellular component: Set1C/COMPASS complex. Bases 256 to 1974 code for a protein of 572 amino acids. The record is from RefSeq and is a predicted model, not a curated record.
AUCAGGACUGCACUAAGAGAAAAUAAACGCCGGUAGAUGGCGGUAAUGAACUUGAACGCUGGUUGCCAACCGAAGAAGAAAAAAAACGAAGAAGAAGAAGAAACAGGACGCGUUUUGCCCGAUGGUGAUGACGUCAUCCUCGUAGAUUCGGCACAAAGCUCGGUUUGGCUAAUGCUAGUUAGCGAGCUAAGAGAUUCGUUAGCUCAUUAGCUGUCAUCUGUACUUCUUGAAAGACCCCCGAGCAGUACAAAUACAAUGGAAAGCGAACCGUCUGAUAUUGAUCCUGCACCAGGAUUGGAAAGCAGUAUUAUGGAUGGGGAGAAUGCACCGCUGUACUGUAUUUGCAGGAAACCGCACAUCAACUGCUUCAUGAUUGGCUGUGAUAACUGCAAUGAGUGGUUCCAUGGAAACUGCAUUAAUAUCACAGAGAAGAUGGCCAAGGCAAUUCGAGAAUGGUACUGCAUGAGAUGCAGAGACAAAAACCCAUUGCUGGAAAUAAAGUAUAGAAAAGAAAAGAAAUACAGAGAGAAGGAACCAGACUCUGAUAGAACUGAAAGACAGUACAGCACUUCAAGUACUCCAGACUACAAGAGUGAACGGCGGCGUGGCUCAAAGGUGAAGCGUUCUGUGCGAAUGUGUGGUGAAUGUGAGCCCUGCAGAAGGACUGAGGACUGUGCGCAGUGUGACUUCUGCAAAGACAUGAAAAAGUUCGGAGGGCCCAAUAAAAUAAGGCAGAAGUGUAGAUUUAGACAAUGUGAAGUCCGAGCAAGGAAAAUGCUACGUGUAAAAGAAGAGGAACAGUACUUGCGAGAAAGAAGAGAGAACUCCCACCACCGACGAAGGCGUUACUCUGAUGACUAUGACAGCGAGGCAGAUCUCUACCUGCAGUACAAAGCGGCAGGGCUUAACAGUAGCAUGGGGUGGGCAACUGAUGAAGACGAAGAUGAGCCGCCUUUCAGUCCUGUCUUCCGAAAGAAAGCUGUGAAAGUAAAACAUGUUAAGAGACGAGAGAAGAAGUUUGACAAGAAAAAAGAGUCCCGGCGCCACAAGCAGAAGCAGAAACACAAGGACAGAAACCGACACAGUGAGAAGAGUGACAUGCGGGAUCAUGGUGGGCGCCAUCAGUGUCUCGGGCCCAACUGCGUUGAGGCUGCAAGAACAAACUCAAAAUACUGCUCAGAGGGAUGUGGCAUGAAGUUAGCUGCCAAUCGAAUCUAUGAGAUACUCCCUCAGCGGAUCCAGCAGUGGCAGCAGAGUCCCUGCAUUGCCGAGGAGCACGGUAAGAAGCAACUGGAGCGCAUUCGCAGGGAUCAGCAAAACGCCCGCUUGCGCCUCACUGAAAUGGAGCGUCGCUUCCACGAACUGGAGGGCAUCAUUGCCAAGGCCAAGCAGCAGGCAGUGCAGCAGGAUGAGGAGGUGAAUGAAGGGGAUGGAGAUGACACAGACCUUCAGAUUUUUUGUGUGUCCUGCAGUCAUCCUGUCAAUCCAAAAGUUGCAUUAAGACAUAUGGAGAGGUGCUAUGCAAAGUAUGAGAGUCAGACCUCCUUUGGUUCCAUGUAUCCUACAAGAAUUGAAGGAGCAACCAGACUCUUCUGCGAUGUGUACAAUCCCCAAAGCAGAACUUACUGCAAGAGACUUCAGGUUUUGUGUCCAGAACAUUCCAGGGAUCCUAAGAUUCCUGUCGAUGAGGUGUGCGGGUGUCCUAUGGUGAAAAAUGUCUUCGAGUUGACUGGAGAAUAUUGCAGGGUCUCAAAACGGAAAUGUAACAAACAUUACAACUGGGAGAAGCUCAGGAGGGCUGAAGUGGACCUGGAGCGAGUCAGAGUGUGGUACAAGUUGGAUGAGCUCUUUGAACAAGAACGCAAUGUUAGGACUGCUAUGACCAACAGGGCUGGUCUGCUUGCGUUGAUGUUGCACCAAACCAUUCAGCAUGAUCCUCUGACCACAGAUCUUCGUGGUAACAAGGAUAGGUAGUUGGAAAUACUCUGCUUCUGUUGGCUGGUCACUUUUAUCAUCAGAUGUGUUUUUAUGGUUUAACCAUAAAAAAAAGUUUGAAAUGAAAAUAGAUGAUUCUAUCUGAAUAAUUAUUUUUACUUGGUUGGAUGGUGAUUAACUUAGUGGUAAAUUGAUAUAUUUUCUCAACUAGAUAAGUUAGUGCUGUUUUUGAUAUAAACACUCUAAAUAAACUCUUA